This is a messenger RNA of Vavraia culicis subsp. floridensis, 1043 nucleotides long. RefSeq lists its product as uncharacterized. Bases 1 to 822 code for a protein of 273 amino acids. The record is from RefSeq and is a predicted model, not a curated record. The transcript has a single exon. Lineage: Eukaryota; Fungi; Microsporidia; Pleistophoridae.
AUGUUUCGUGAUCGAAAAUUGGUUGACAUAGCAAAUAAGAACGAUUUUAACGCGUGGGAUAAGGAGGAAAUAAAAGAUACUGCUCUGGAAAAGGCGAUAAAGAAAGUACAGGAUGACAAUCUAUGCAUUUCGAACAACCAGUUUGAGAUCAACAGCGAAAAAAGUUGGGACAAGUUUUACAGAAUGCACCAGGAUAACUUUUUCAAAAACAGGAAGUGGAUCAUUGAAGAGUUCAAAGAUAUUUUGAGCAGAAGAAAAAUUUUAGAGAUUGGAUGCGGUGUGGGAAGUUCAUUGCAUCAUUUCUUUAAGAUCAAUGAGGAUGAAGCAGCCAUCAGUUCUGCUCUGAACGAGUCACGCUUUGAUAUCUACGGUUGUGACUUUUCACCGAAAGCGGUGAGUAUAUGCCAGAAGAAAUACAAGGGCACGUUUUUUAUCCACGACUUAACUUCAGAUGUGCCGCUUCCGACCGGAUUUGACACCAUACUCCUUAUUUUUACACUGUCGGCCAUAGAGCCAAAAUACCACGCGCAUGUUCUUGAAAAGGCGUAUAAAGCUCUGAAUCCAAACGGACGUUUGUACUUUAAAGACUACGGCGUUCUUGAUAUGGUGCAGCUGAGGUAUAAGAGCAACAAAAUUGUGGAGCAGAACUUUUACAUGAGAAACGAUGGAACAUUAACAUAUUUUUUUGGCGAAGACUACUUUCGAAGCCUUACCGGUGAAUUUAAAAUAGUGGAAUUUAUGAUGGAUAAACGGUUAUUGAUCAACAGAAAAAGAAAUUUGGACAUGUAUCGUGUGUAUGUCCAGUGUGUCCUUGAGAAGUGAAAUGCUGUGAAGUGGCUGACAAUAACCGCUUUUGUCUGCCCCGUAGCACCUGAUAAUUUGCUGAGGUUCACACCAACCUCUGUUAUUAUUUUUAAGCAGGGCUGUCCCAAUGAGUAUACAUGGUAUUUUAAACAAAAUAUCGAAUUAUCUAGGAUUGUAGGAACUUUAUGAUGGUAUUUUGCGCCUUUCUAAACACAAAUAGUGUUACCACACAAUAAAAC